Molecule: messenger RNA, 1485 nt
Organism: Cyphellophora europaea CBS 101466
Lineage: Eukaryota; Fungi; Ascomycota; Eurotiomycetes; Chaetothyriales; Cyphellophoraceae
Exons: 2
Coding region: 1-1485 (494 amino acids)
Biological process (GO): polysaccharide biosynthetic process
Cellular component (GO): membrane
Molecular function (GO): acyltransferase activity, transferring groups other than amino-acyl groups
Source: RefSeq, a predicted model, not a curated record
AUGGAGAUGCUACGGCCUCGAUGGCUACGCGAUAAUGCAGAACAGGAAGGCGAAGCACUCCUUACAGAAAAGAAGCACUGGCACGACGCCUUCACAGCUGGCCCGCGCGGGCUGUUCAAGCUGAGGUUGCACAGCAUCGGGUCCCUUUUUGCUCAAUCGCCGAGCUUACACGAAUCCUCCUACCUCGAUGGCCUUCGCGGAGUGGCGUGUCUCUUUGUCGUCUUUCACCAUGUUACGACGGGGUUCUAUCCAUGGCUGGAGAUGGGAUAUGGCGCCCCCGAUCCCACUCUCAACUCUGGAGGCGAACCGCUACCCAAUUUCAGCCUACUUUCUCUGCCUAUUCUUCGACUGAUUCACUCCGGUGGAGCCAUGGUUGACAUCUUUUUCAACAUCUCAGGAUAUGUGCUCUCUCUAAAGUCUGUGAAGAUGGCAAGGGAAAACAACAUCGCUGGCUUGUACGAGAGCCUCGGUGGCAGUGUUUUCCGCCGAGGACCUAGGUUGUACUUCCCGAUGUUCGCCGUUGGCCUGUUCGCUGCUAUAGCCGCCCAAAUCGGCCUCUGUCACCCAUAUUUCUACCUUUGGAGGUACCCAGUAUCGGGAAGCAUGUACUGGCAGCUCAAAGUCUGGUUCUGGAAUAGCAUGCGCUCCAUCUCAUACUGGACAGUGGGCAAUCCGUGGGAGCCUGUAUUUUGGACAAUCCCAGUUGAGUUUAGAGGCAGCAUACUCGUCUUUGUAACUCAAAUGGGACUCGCUAGACGCUCGCCAAGGUUGCGUCUAAUCUUCCUUGUGGCUAUGAUGCUGUUCUGGAUGUGGCACCAAAAUCCUUCCGAAUGGAUGUUCAGUGCAGGCAUGGUUUGCGCUGAGCUGCACUUCUGGCACACCCCGAUUCAACCCUCGCGCACGGCUACAAGCACUAUGCCCGAUCUCGAGCCCGGUCACAAGCCAACCCAAAACAAUCGCAGGAAUCUUCGCCGAGAAGCUGGACUAUCUAUGAUCCUUGUCAUUCUACUUUACCUCCUCAGCACCCCUGAUCCAGGACAUGGACAAACUUUGUCAUAUGGUUACCAAACACUGACUACAACACUGACACUCCCUCAGUAUCGAGGUUGGGCACCGAUGUCGGCUGACAGCUUCUGGCCCUGUGUAUCGGCAUUCUUCUUGGUCUUGCUCCUAGACUUCGCAGGAUCUACAUCGUAUCUCCAACAAUUAUUCUGUACGCGACUCGCUCAGUGGCUCGGCAAGGUCAGCUUUUCGAUGUACCUGUGGCAUCACGUAGUGAUGCAAAUGAUUUUUUCGCCUGCGGCGAAAGCUGUUGCUGAGUAUUACGGGAUCCUUAACCCAUGGGUGCCGAGCUACCAAUCGGGAGCAAUUGUGAUCGGCGUAGGCUUACUUUGGUUCCCAAUACUGGCCUGGAUCAGCGAGAUCUCGACGCGUACACUAGAUGUGUGGGGCAUCAAGCUCGCGAGGAAAAUGAUGGACUGGUAA